Molecule: messenger RNA, 1270 nt
Organism: Salvia splendens (bonfire salvia)
Lineage: Eukaryota; Viridiplantae; Streptophyta; Magnoliopsida; Lamiales; Lamiaceae
Product: ATP-dependent Clp protease proteolytic subunit 5, chloroplastic-like
Exons: 9
Coding region: 124-987 (287 amino acids)
Biological process (GO): protein quality control for misfolded or incompletely synthesized proteins
Cellular component (GO): endopeptidase Clp complex
Molecular function (GO): ATPase binding; ATP-dependent peptidase activity; serine-type endopeptidase activity
Source: RefSeq, a predicted model, not a curated record
CAAUAUUCGAGAAGGGGGGAGAGAUCUCUCAACACGCCAGUCUUCUCUUCCACUCACAGUCGCCGCCGUUUAAACAGAUAAGCCUCCGUUCCUCCACCGCUGCCGCUGCAUAUCUUCUGAAAAAUGGCACAUUCUUGCGUAUCUUCUUCCUCUCUCAGAUUCAACUCUUCUUCUCUAUCUCUCUCUUCACCAAACACAUUUUCUUCCUCCGCCAAAAUCGUAUCUCUACCUUUCCAACCCCUCCGUUCCAGGAAGCUGAAGAAUUCUAAUUCGUCGGCGAAGGCUGUGUACACUCCGGAGAAGACCUCACGCGAUGGUCUUUGGUCGAUUAGGGAUGAUUUACAUAUCCCUUCAUCGCCAUACUUCCCUGCUUAUGCUCAAGGGGGGCAGGGCCCGCCUCCGAUGGUCCAAGAACGUUUUAUGAGUGUUAUUAGCCAACUUUUCCAAUAUCGGAUAAUACGAUGUGGUGGAGCCGUUGAUGAUGACAUGGCGAACAUCAUUGUUGCUCAGUUGCUGUAUCUUGACGCUGUUGAUUCGACUAAGGAUAUUGUCAUGUACGUGAAUUCUCCAGGUGGAUCAGUUACAGCUGGAAUGGCUAUCUUUGAUACUAUGAGGCACAUAAGGCCUGAUGUUUCAACCGUAUGUGUGGGGCUCGCAGCUAGUAUGGGAGCUUUUCUUCUAAGUGCUGGUACAAAAGGAAAAAGAUAUAGUCUUCCUAACUCAAGGAUAAUGAUACACCAGCCCCUUGGUGGAGCACAGGGUGGGCAGACUGAUAUUGAUAUUCAGGCAAACGAAAUGUUGCACCACAAAGCAAAUCUAAAUGGAUAUUUGGCAUACCACACCGGUCAAAGCCUAGAGAAGAUCAACCAAGACACAGAUCGCGAUUUCUUCAUGAGUGCUAAAGAAGCCAAAGAGUAUGGCCUCAUAGAUGGUGUUAUCUUGAACCCGCUCAAAGCCCUCCAGCCGCUUGCAGCUGUAGCAGAAUAGCAACAAGGUUCAUUUCAUACUCCUCCCUCUUUCUGGUCGAUGCUUGAUUCCAUAACCGAAAACACGGGUUUUGUUGAUUUCAACUAUACCGCUGGAAAAUUUAGAAUCAACAUUAUACUAUGAAUGUUCCUAUCCAGGUGCACCCGUGUACGAUUAUUACUUAGCUAUAUUCGAUGAACUUAAUGUUGUCCUACGUAGUCAGUUUUGCCGUAGUGUUCAUGUUCCCUAAAAAUUGUAGGAUUAGUUGGUUUCUAUUUGAAAUGAGAAAGUGUUUCUAUCUGAA